Morchella importuna is the source of this 2598-nucleotide messenger RNA. RefSeq lists its product as uncharacterized. Gene Ontology annotation, biological process: DNA-templated transcription; regulation of DNA-templated transcription. NCBI's taxonomy places the organism in Eukaryota, Fungi, Ascomycota, Pezizomycetes, Pezizales, Morchellaceae. The transcript is spliced from 7 exons. The record is from RefSeq and is a predicted model, not a curated record. Gene Ontology annotation, cellular component: nucleus. Gene Ontology annotation, molecular function: DNA-binding transcription factor activity, RNA polymerase II-specific; DNA binding; zinc ion binding. The coding region runs from base 1 to 2598 and encodes 865 amino acids.
AUGAACGCUAGCCCCCAGCUUCCCGGCGCCAGUUUCGACUUCUCGGAAAAGUUCAACAACUUUGCUGACAUGAGUAGCAUGUCUGCGCAAACACCCAGUUCAAACGGUGGGAGUAAUAAUGCCAGUCCUGCAUCUGUAGGAGGGGAUAACAAUCAUAGUAAUAGUGGAACGGCCUCGGCAGCGCCGGAAGUCCCAAGGCCGAAAAGGAUAGCUUGUGUCGUGUGUAGGAAGAGGAAGCUCCGGUGCGAUGGCUCAAAGCCUAGUUGCGGGACGUGUUCGAGGUUGGGCCAUGAAUGUGCAUAUGAUGAGAUAAGGCGAAAGAGCGGCCCCAAGAGAGGAUACGUCAAAGCGCUAGAAGCCCGUCUUGCUCAGGUAGAAACAUUGCUUAAGGAAAAUACGACCCCGGAACCACCGGCGACAGUGACCAACUCUUUCGUACCCCACCUAGUCAACCCUCCUCAGGUUUACGGCGGCAAUGGUAUCCCUAAUAGAGGUGACGGUGGUAUGCUGAAUAUGUCGGAGCGAUAUUACGUUGGAGCUUCCCCGGGACAAGGCCCAUUUGAUGCAGGGUCGGGCAUGCUAGAUAUACCGAUGCCCGUACCGACCAACAUCUUGGAAGAGCCUCAGUUACAGUGGGAUCUGAUUUCGAUGGGGUUUGAGGAGGCGCUGCCGGAGCAGUCGGUUAUUGAUUCGCUACACCGGACCUACUUCGAUAAGAUACACCCAUGCGUGCCAGUAAUCCAUAAAGGACGCUACCUUGCCAGUCUUGCCAUGGGCCCCACCCAGCGGCCGCCCAUUUGCCUGCGGUACGCCAUCUGGACGAUGGCCGCAUCCGUUUCCGACGAGCACUCGCACCGACAAGAGUCUCUCUACAAACGUGCGCGCAAAGCCAUUGAGGAAACGGAGCUGCGAGGCCAUGGCGAGGCCAUCAUAUCUGUGGCUUGCUCGCAGACCUGGAGCUUGAUUGCCUGCUACGAGUUCAAGCUAAUGUAUUUCCCACGGGCGUGGCUGUCAACGGGGAGGGCGGUGCGGCUGGCGCAGAUGAUGGGAAUGCACAGACUUGAUGGGGUGGGUCUGGAUGUCAAACAGUGUUUGCCGGCGCCGAAGGAUUGGUGCGAGAGGGAGGAGCGCAGAAGGACGUUUUGGGUCGCAUUCUGUAUCGAUCGGUAUGCGAGUAUCGGGACGGGCUGGCCCAUGACCGUAGAGGAGAAAGAUAUUUUAACAAACCUCCCGUCAACGGAGGAGGCAUACGAACAAGGUCGGCAAGAGCCGGGAUUAUCUCUAAAGGAGGCCAUGACGGCUGAUGGAGCGUCGAAAUUGUCGCCGUACGGCGGCGUCUGUUUGAUGGCCUGUCUUUUUGGAAGAAACCUCAUUCAUUUGCAUCGACCUGAUGCGGACGAUGCGGACGGCGACAUUAACGGGGCUUUCUGGACACGCCAUAGAAAUAUGGAUAAUGUUCUUUCAAAUAUCAAGCUUUCGCUUCCUGCCCAAUUCCGCCUUCCCAGUGGGAUGAACGAUCCCAAUAUUGUGUUUACUAAUAUGAACAUCCACACCUCAACUAUUUGCUUACAUCAGGCUGCAAUCUUCAAGGCGGAUAAGAACAGAAUGUCGCCUUCGGUAUCAUCUGAUAGUAAGAUUAGGUGUAUAACUGCCGCUGCGGAGAUUGCGUCGAUCAUGAGGAUGGUUUGCCAUCUUGACUUAUCAGGGAUGAACCCAUUCAUUUCCUUUUGCCUCUACGUUGCUGCCCGCGUCUUCGUACAAUACUUGAAAUCCCGUCCCCGCGACGAGCAAGUCCGCGCAUCUCUCCAGUUCCUCCUGACUGCAAUGGGUCACCUGAAGAAAAAGAACCCAUUGACAGAGUCCUUCCUCGUCCAGCUUGACGUUGACCUAACAGGCUCAAUGGACACACCGGAGAACGUUAACAGGUUUCCGUACAGCCUCAAGAAGGGCCAGCCAGAGAUCUAUCCCGGUGGUUGCGAUGGCUGCACUGCCAUGAUGCCAGAGGUAUCAGACGAUAUUAUCACCUCCGAUCUCGCCCAGAACUGUCCAUGUAUGUCGGGCGACCUACGAACGCUGAUCGAGCAGCACGCGCGGAUGGGCCCACCCACCGCAAGUGUUGUCCACGAGCUCCAGGGGAAAUUGCCAAAUGUCUGCCAGUGCAUGACUCCCGAGGUCAGGCUGUUUAUAGAGACAUGUGCAAAUAAAGGAAACAUGCUGCCGGACUAUAAUUUGAACAAUAGUAAUAGUAAUAGUCAGCAUUCGUCGCAUCAUAAUAUCAAUUCAGAUAAUGGGCAGUCGCCGGCGUCGAUGGAUUUAUCCGAUAAUUCGCAGGGCGUUACGCCCAGCUCGCAAGGUGUUACGCCGAGCUCGCAUGCGACACCGAAUCAGAUGGGAUCCGCAUCGGGGUAUUCGCCCAUUGGCUUUUCUGAUAUGAGCCAAAUGCAAGAUCUAAAUGGGAGCCAGUAUAGUAUCCCAAAGAAUGAUUGGGAUGCGGAGCUAUUAGGGUUAGAACAGUUUGAUGACCAGCUUGGGGAUUUGGCGGGUCAGAAUUAUAGUGAAUUUUUUAUGGAGGCGUCGACGCUGAUGAGGGAGCACUAA